Colletotrichum paranaense is the source of this 579-nucleotide messenger RNA. RefSeq lists its product as uncharacterized. NCBI's taxonomy places the organism in Eukaryota, Fungi, Ascomycota, Sordariomycetes, Glomerellales, Glomerellaceae. The transcript has a single exon. The record is from RefSeq and is a predicted model, not a curated record. Bases 1 to 579 code for a protein of 192 amino acids.
AUGCGGUCCAUAAUCUUUUACUGCCUCGUGGUUCUCUGUGGCCUCCUGUGCCUCGGCCACUGCGACGAGCUCGACGACGCCGGCUACAGCGUCAGCAACAGUGGCGACAAGUGGACAGUAUCGUCAGGCGGCUACAUCAUCAACGAGUUCCGCAUCGACGGCAACCGUAUCAAGGUCGACUUCGUCGCCAACGGCUUUGACGAAAAGGGCGUCUCCCUGCGCGACAUCAUCGCCCGUGUCUGGGGACGCGCGGGAAAGUGGCUGUCCGACCUCGACUCUGUGCAGUUCGUCGACGUCAUGGAGUACAGGGCCAUGAAUUCGAUCGCGCAGGCCCGGCAGAUGCGCGGUGUCGGACCCAAGACGAGCUUCCAGAUCGACAUGGGCGAGAUUGGAUGGGGGCAGAUCACCGACAACCCGUUUUACUGGCACGUUCAUAAGAUGUGCUGGGAGUGGAACAGUAUGGAGGGCAAGGACGUCACGGGGGCGUAUGUUUCCAGUUUGGAGGACUCGGAGGGAAUUCAGCCAGAUGACUUGAUUUUCUACAUUGGCGAGUAUGAUCAGCCUUCGCCGAGAAAGUAG